UAUUGAUUAUUCGCAUGCAGUUUUGUAGGUCUGAUACACAUUCAGUGACAUGUCUGUAUACCUUAUAUGAAAGAGUACAGAUCAGCAGUUAUUCGACUUUUGUAGCGCUGUUGGAACUAUUCUUAUUGACCAUACCCAGCAUCGUCCUGCAGGACCAACUUUCUGGCAAGCAAGAGAUCCCGACGGCGUGAUUCCGGCAGAGUCCAAGAUGGCGUCCAUUACCGGAAGUGCCCAGGUUGCAGCAGCUACGUGUCUCGUGUGCUUUGGGGAUGCUACAAAGCUGAAGACAGUUGAACCUUGCAAACAUUUCUUCUGCAUAGAUUGCCUCGACAAACACCUCACCAACAACCCUACAGGCGGGGACCAUUUUCCCUGCCCGUGUUGCAUGAAGGAGUGUCUGCUGCCUCCGAGCGGAGUUGCUGGUCUUGACGACUGGAGUAGAGUGCCUGGUGAGACACCAGAAGAUGUUGAGCCAUCCAGCGGAGGUGGUGUAGCUGCAGCUACGAAGACCACGGGCCCAACGACAAGUAAACGACCAUGCCGAAUAUGUGAAUGCAGGGGUAAUAGUCCAACACCUGAUGCCGAAUUUUGCUGUGAACAGUGCCGGAAUGUGCUUCUCUGCAAAUCCUGUGCUGAUCAACAUAAAUUGUUACCAGUGACCAGUCACCACGUGGUGACUACUCUAUGCGAUCUAAACACUGGUUAUAUGGGAUGUAGCCGUCAUCACAUGCCUUUGGACAUGUUUUGCAACUCGUGCGAAUGCUCAGGGUGCUGUUUGUGUGUCCUCUUGGAUCACGGUGACCAUGGCAUUGUGGAAAUAGGAAGAGUGAUCCAAAAUGAGGUAAAUGACUUGCAGGAUGUAUUAAGCACGGGGACGACCAAGAUCAUUGAGCUUGACCAGCUGAGGGAUGAGACAGGUGCUGCCCGAGAUGUCGUCUUGAACUGGCGCGGUGGCAUGAUUCAGCAAGUCGAAGAGGCGACAGAAAAGGCUAUCAACCGACUCCUUGAGCAGAAGGAGAAACUCAAAGAUGCCAUCAAGCGAGGGUGCGAUGUGUCCGGGAUGACAGAUAUGUUACAAAAGAUUCCCGAGGUGGUAGAGUCGAUCCAGAAGGAAGUUGAAAAAGGACAGGCCAUCUUGACGAGAAAGAAACUCGAUUCAGGUUUCCUUUCAGAGUUGAAGAAAGCAAGGAAGGAGCUAGGUGCUGUACUGGAAUCAGACAACCUUGAACGUGACCUUCACUGGAAGAAACUGCGAGAGUCGUUGCCGAUUUUUAAGGAGAGUGAACAGCUGAAGGAUAUGGAUUUGGGGCAGAUUGGUCAGUUCAACUAUGAUACACGUGAAAUAAAAGCUACGCGCCAAGUUCACUUCAUUUAUGAUAAUGAAGAUGCAAUAAUUCACAGUGUUGUCGCCAGUGUAGGACUAAAUGACUUCGUGCUUGCCGCAUCCUUUGACCCAUCACCAAAAGCAAAAUGUAUUUGUCACGAUCACCACGACAAAUCCGGUAAACCGACUGACCGAACCUUGAUUGACAACGGAGUUGUAGAUAUGGCUGCUACAACCGACGGUGGAAUUGCAAUCCUACACUUGGUAGACUUGUCAGUAGAGGAAAACCAGAAUGAGAAUAAGGCCAUGGCCCUGACAGUAUUUACGCCCAACGAGGGGAACCAAACAGGAGAACUCGUUUGCAACAAUCUUGAAAAAGCCGUUUCAUUCUCCACUGACAUUCGUGGACAAUUUGUUGUGCUAUCAAACAAGGCGGAUGAUACCCAGGAAAUUGCUGUCUUGAAUAAGAGCGGCAGUGUGAUAGAUACUUCUGAAACUCACAAUCGUUGUCUUAGGCGAGUAGCGUGUGGGGGGAAAUUCAUAUUCAUUCUCGGUACAGGAUGUGUUGACGUUUAUAGAAUUGAGAAGGGGAAAAUCACUUUUGUCGAUUCAGUUACCGUACACCGAGACGCCGAUGACAUCACUGCAACUCCAUCUGAUGAUGUAUUUGUCUCUGUUUCAAAGUCAACUGACCAUGAAUUGUGUGUAGAUGUAGUCAAGGUUUUCCACCUUGGCAAUUACUUGAAACGACACCCUUCCCUGCUUAAUAUGACCAGGAAAGUAAGCGGACAAUCUCGUCUUGAUAUCAUACACACUUGGAUAAUUGUAUCACGAGGGAGCUGUGGGUCUCUGUAUCAGUUACAAAAUGCGGCUUGAUAUUAAAAGAAGAACUUAAAACCAACAAACACUACUUGAUUUCAGGAGAUUGCAGACAGUAUGAGAGCAUGUCCUUCUCCGGUGUUACAUAUGGCAGUGUUUUCCUUAUAAUUCCCCUAUUCACGGUUAAGGAGGCUACUAACGAACAACAACCAGCCGAGGCGGCAAACCCUCGCACCGAAUCGUUCACAGAUUAUCGCAAUAAUACCCCGGCAUUAUCGCGUGCCACCUCAAAAUAUAACUGUCUUCGAACAUUUCCACGCACGAGUGGUCUUGUAAUACACUGCGUACAUUCGUGCAUUGUGGUUCGUUGGUAGUGUACCUGGGGACGGGAAAAAGCCUGAGGUACGUGACGUAGCCAACAGACACCACUUGUUUCAACCUUGUAUAUCUCAAAAACUGUACCUGCUGUUGGAUGUCUUGAAACUUAUGAUAUCUAGAGAUAUGGAUUAUGUCUGUUAUCAGAAAAAAAAUGGAUCUUCACAGCUGACUUAUUCUUUCCAUGAUAGCAAAAACAAACCUGCCUACUGGACAGAGACAUGUCUUUAUCCACGACCGGAAGUGUGGCACAGUCAAAUAGAGCUUAUUAAAAUGUCAAGUUGUGGUAAAUACAUGGCUGGGAUGGGUCAAAGCGGAAUUAAUUCUCAAUCUGUGGUUGAUUUUAAAUGGAGUCAGGCAACAGAAAUAUGCUUUUUUUAAUACAUGUAUACUUAAGAAAAUGUGGUCUCACUGGUCAGUUUAGAACUUGUCCCUAUUUUAUAGGACCAUAUCAAUGCGCGAGUGACGAUUAUAUGGAUAUGCUGUAUAGAAGUAAUUUUCUUUUCUACUUUUUUGGGAAACAAAUGUAUGGGCGCCAUCCAUAUGGGAGAGUUUCCAUUAAUAUGGGCGUAUAUUCAGAUGGGCGUGGCACAGUCGAUCCGGCCCACAUACAUCGGCGUGGAGUAAAUCAUGGCCACCUAUCUGGCCCUAUUCUAAAAACUAAUAGGACUUUCAUAAGGCUGAUUGGACGUAUCGUUCAUUAGCAUCUCAACACUGCUGUAUCGGAUGAUAUAAAAUUCAGAAUAAUCUGAAAUAAUAUAAUAGUAGGAGCUUAUUCAUCUGUUCAAAUCAAAUUCCUUUUGUUACAAUUGGGUACUUUGUACCAAGCCAAAUCGAAAAAGAUUAAUCUGGUAUAUUCGUAUCUUUAUCAAUUUUUCAUAUAAUUGUGCACGAAAAAAAAAAAAUAAUUAAUUGCAUUUUCCAAUGGGAACAUUGAAUGAUUGAUGAUAUUCCAUACAUGUAAUUAAUGGCAUUAUAGGAAAUCAUUAAUCCACAUCAAAUGGUAUAAAAGUGAUUUAGUGAGACGAUGCAAGUAACGCCUGAUUUGCAUCAGAAUUGUAACGGAACUGAAUCUGUAAUUUCUAAAGCGAUUUGGACAUGGCUGCUACCAUUCUCCAAAGCAGUUAUAAUAUGAUCUCUCUGCCACUAAUAGCUUCCAUGUUGGAAAGUCUCUGUAGUACAUUAUACAUUGCCAUUGCGCAGUGUAAUUGAACUGAAAAUGGCCGUGGCCACAGAUUCGUACUCACGUUG
Lineus longissimus is the source of this 3769-nucleotide messenger RNA. RefSeq lists its product as uncharacterized. The transcript is spliced from 2 exons. The coding region runs from base 209 to 2200 and encodes 663 amino acids. Gene Ontology annotation, molecular function: ubiquitin protein ligase activity; zinc ion binding. NCBI's taxonomy places the organism in Eukaryota, Metazoa, Nemertea, Pilidiophora, Heteronemertea, Lineidae. The record is from RefSeq and is a predicted model, not a curated record.